AUGGCGCCCCCAAUCAUUUUGGCCAGCUCCCUACACUCAAUCGCCAGUCGUGUCGAUACCAAACACCCCUCCCUUUAUUCGUUGUCUCCCCGAGAUUUGGCAAACCCUACGCACACGCAGCAAGUUACUCUGGGUAUCAUCGCCGCCUACGUUGUCUGCAUUGCCAUCCUCUGGAACGUGCCGUAUUUGAAGCUGAUCCUUUGGCCUUUCAAAAUGCUAGUCAUUGCCUUUCACGAAUUCGGUCACGCCAUCACAGCCAUUCUCACCGGCGGCAAAGUCGAGUCUAUCAGCCUCGAUCCAAACGAAGGCGGUGCAACUCUCAUGACUGGUGGGAUCAGUGCCAUCACCCUACCCGCUGGUUAUCUGGGCUCCUCCCUCAUCGGAGCUCUGCUCACCUUUUGCGGCUUCAACAUUGUAGCUUCCAAGGGAGCCAGCUUCGUCCUGGCCGUGUGCUUCCUCCUGACAAUAUGGUGGGGGAAACGUGACUGGCUGACCAUGCUUACCGUGCUGCUCGCCGUCUGCCUCCUCAUUGCUUGCUGGUUCAUAGCGCACGCUCAGGCGCUGCGGUUUGUCGUCCUCUUCAUCGGCGUCAUGUCCUCGUUGUACAGCGUGUGGGACAUCUGCGACGAUCUCGUCGUCCGAAAAGUCAACUCUUCCGACGCCAGCGUUUUCGCCGAGCGGUACGGCGGUUCUUCGCAGUGUUGGGGCAUCAUUUGGUCCAUCAUCUCCGUCCUCAUCAUGGCAGUCGGCAUCGUCGCCGGGCUUGCUGCCUUCCCGCAGUCAUUUGAGCAACAGGAGCUAGACUCCCAGCAUUUCAUCCCAACAUGA
Molecule: messenger RNA, 828 nt
Organism: Ustilaginoidea virens
Lineage: Eukaryota; Fungi; Ascomycota; Sordariomycetes; Hypocreales; Clavicipitaceae
Exons: 2
Coding region: 1-828 (275 amino acids)
Biological process (GO): proteolysis
Molecular function (GO): ATP-dependent peptidase activity; ATP binding; metalloendopeptidase activity
Source: RefSeq, a predicted model, not a curated record